Molecule: messenger RNA, 9599 nt
Organism: Paramecium sonneborni
Lineage: Eukaryota; Ciliophora; Oligohymenophorea; Peniculida; Parameciidae
Source: the annotation of a GenBank genome assembly
AUGUUUACCUGUGAUAAAGUUUGUUAAAUGAUUCCAUUAAUGGUCAUAAUUUUAAGGUUUGUGUAUAGUUAGAAUUGUGUUUAUAAUGAAUAUGAAUAGGCAUUAAUACCUGUUGAAUCUCAAUAUGAAAUAAAUCAAUUUGAUUCUUUUGUUACUUUGGAUGUUGGGGAUUCAUUUGGUUUUGGUUUUUGGAGUCUUUGUAUUCCACAAUUAAGUUUAAAGAAUAUUCCUUAAGUGGAAUAAGAUUUUAUUUCAACAGAUGCUGAAUUAGGACAAUUAUUAUUUUUAGUGAAGGGAAGUAUAAGCAAUUCAUUGUUAGGAUUUGUUUAUAUAGAUCGAUAAAAUAUGUUAGUUUAGCAUAAAAUAAUUAUUUUAGGAAGUAACUAGAUAAGUUUAGAGUUUAAUUUUUAACCAAUAAAUUAUGAAGCUAAAUGGAUUCUUAGCUUUAUAACCUUUAAUUUCUUAGAUGGAAAGAUUGUAGUUGAUAUGACAGAUUAAAUUAGAUAGAGUGGAACAAUGAAUAUUGAAUAAGAUUAUAUUUAAAUAAUAUAAGGAGGAAAAGGCUAUGUAAUAUAUUUAUAUUUAUUUCUAAUAAGAUUGAAAAUUUAAAUCUUAAUGUAUUUAAAGGAAGAUUGUCUAAAAUAUUUGUCAAUAAGAUUGAUUAACUUGGUUAAGAUUUAUUUGAAUAUAUGACAAUUAAUUGUUAAAUUCCUUCUCUAAUUUAAGGUGAAUAAACAACUUAUUUUAUCAAAGGAUUAUAAAUUUUUGAAGGUGAUACAUCUCUUUAAUAUACAAUUAAUUAAUUUGGUAGUAAAUUUUGUCUUUCUGGAUGGGUUAAAUAUGAUAUUUCUAGAGUAAUUUAAGUUUCAAUCUAUCCAUUGAUUAGAAUAAGUCUUUUUAAAAAUUAUUUUGAUAGAGCAACUUUUGGAGAUGAAAUAUUUUUAUUACAAGUUUGGUUUAAUAAACGUGAAACUAUAUUUACUUAGAUUUGUAUUUAUUUAGAUUAUCAUAAAAUUCCAAUCAUGGGAUCUAUUGGUUGGUAUCCUGAUGAUUUUAUUUAAGUCAUUUAGGAUAUAUUAUUUGAUAUUUAUUCUGAAUAUUAUUUUUAAGGACUACAAUAAUGGCAUUUUUUAAAAUAUGAGUAUGGUUCUACUAUUCCUGGAAAAAAAAGUUGUAUUAAUAUUUAAUUCUUUAAUGAACUAAAUUUAUUAGAGAUUUGUCGUGAUAUUUCUUAACCAACAAAUUCUCCUUUUUAUGUAUUUAUAGGAUCAGAUGAAUAUAUUAAUGAAUUACUUUAAGCAUCACUUUUUGAUUUUAAAUUUGAAUAUAAUUAUGUAAAUGAAAAAGAACUGCUUUUUAAUGGUAAUUUAAAUAUAUAUAUUAUAGCAUGUCAUUAUACAUGUUUAACUUGUGAUGGACCACUUUAAAAUAAUUGUUUAACCUGUGAUUAAAAUUUAAAUAGAUACUAUUUAAAUGAAUAAAAGAAAUGUUAAUGUUUAUUAGGAUAUGUAGAUGUUUAAGAUGAGAAAGUCUGUUAAUAAUUUGAUUAUCAUUUUUCAUCUGUUGAAGUUUAAGAAUAAUAUCCUCUUGGAGAUUCAUAAUGUUAAUUUGGAUAUUUCAUUUUAAAAAAUGAAAACGGUUAAAAUAUUUGCAUAAAAUGGUAUUAAUAAAUUUAUUAUUAUUAUUAAGUCCAUAAUCUAAUUUUAUAGAUAUAUUAUGUGUUGAUUGUAUUUAUUAUCCAUUAACUUGGUAUUUAAAGCCAAUUUGUAAAUUCGAUUUGAUAUCAAAGAAAUUGACAUAGACGGAUGCAUAUAAAUAUGAAAAAAGAGAUAUAUAUGAUUAUGACUUUUAUUUGAUUGAUUAAAAUGGAUAGCUAUUUCUUCAUUCAGGUUACUUAGACUAUUGUGAACCUGAAUUAGAUUCUAUUAAUUGUUUUAAAGCAAAAUACUAACAUUUUGGAUAAACUAUAUAUGUGAAAUGCAAACCUAACUAUUAUUAAUUAAAUGGAGAUUGUAUUCUUACAAAUAUAAAUUGUUUAUUGUCAUCUUCAGAUGGAAAUUGUUAAAAAGUUAGAGAUGGUAUGUAUCUUCAUAAUGAAUAAUAUUAUUAAUGCCCUAUAACUUGUUUAUCUUGUAUUUAUGAUGAUGAUACAAACACUCCAUAAUGUUUGACUUGUAUCAACUAAUAUGCAUUAGAUAAUGGAAAUUGUCUUCCUUGUGGAAAUUAUUGUAGUUUUUGUUAAAAAUACAAUGAUAAAGAUAUAAAUAAAUCUUAUUUAAAAUGUUUUAAAUGUUUAGAUGAUUCAAAAUAUUUUCUAUCCUUUGAUGGUAUUAAUUGUUUAGAAAACACUAUCAAACAUUGUGAAUAUGCCUUUUAAGCAGUAUCUUACGAUUACUAAAUAAAUACACUGGAUUUAUAUUUUAUGCCAAGAGAUGAUUGGGAUAAUAUUGAUACAACUUGUGGUAGAUGUGAAUAUGGAUAUGGAGUAAUACUUAAUUCCCAUAUUUGUCUUUCAAUGAGAGAUGUUAGCUGCUACUUUUCAUAUGUUUAAUAUAUUUGUGACACAGUAUUAGAUGUGAAUAUAUUAAAUGUAUUGAUGUUUGCUGAAUAUUACGUAACUCCAAUGGGAGAGAUGAUUACUAUUGCUUUUGAUGAUUAUUAGAACUAUAUUUGUACAUCAUUAUAAUAUUGUUUGAUUUCUACUGAUUAUUAUAAAUCAGAAACCUCCUAAAUAAUUUAAUUUAAUAGAUAAUGUCCUGGAUACAUUGAAAAUUGUGCAACUUGUUUAAUAGAUAAAAUUAAUGGCUUAGCUUCUGUUUAUAUAUGUUUGGAAUGUAAAAGUGGAUAUUAUGCAGAUAGAAUUUCAGGUAAAUGUUAUGUAUGUCCUUCUUAAUUGAAUUGUUAUAACUGUGCACAAUAAUUAAACAUUACAAAAGACUACUGGAAAAUCAAUAUUAGAGCCUUAUAUUAAAUUGCAAUUAAUAUUAAUAAUAAUCAUCCAUUUAAACUUUAUGCCUAAAGUGAAAAUAAAAACGAUUAUGAAGUUAUAUGUACAAUGUGUAUCAAAGGAUAUGAAUUAGUUGAAUAAAAAUGUAUUAAAGAAUGUCCAGAAUCCUGUUUAGAGUGUUAAUUUAUUAAUGGUUAGAAUUAAUGUAUUAGAUGUGAACUAGAAUAAUAAGGUAGAAAACUUAGCUUAUCUGAAAAUUAAUGUAUUACUUGCCCAUAAAAUUGUGCCUUAUGUAGAAUUAGAGCAGAUGAUGAAAUCUCAUCUAUUAAUCCUUUAUUUAAUAAUCAUUAAUAUUUCACUUCAACCUAUUAAUGUUUAAAAAGUUUUGAUGAUCAAGAUUACUAUUAUGAUUAAGAAUUGGGAACUUUUAUUGCAUGUUCAAAUACAGAUAGUUGUGAACGAUCAUUUAUUAUUCCUAUUAAUUUGUAUUGCUCGAAAGAAGAAUUUACCCUAGCUUUAAAUGCAAUAUAAUCAACCUAUGAAUAAAAUUAAUUUAAAUUAAAAAAUAUACUCUUAGAAGAUCUUAUUUCCGGAAAUAGUUUUAAAGAAGUAAUUAUAAUCAUUUUAUAAUCUAGUUUGAAACAAAUCAUUUUUAUUUAUCAGCUAAUUCAAAGUUAAUCAAAACUAUUAUUAUUAAUAUUCUAAGUAUCAAACCUUAAAUUUGUUAAAUUUAUGGAAAUGCUACUAUUUAAUAAGUUUUUAGUCAAAAUAUAUUUUCUACUAUGUAAAUUUUAAACUUAUAUUAGAAAUGUUGAAUUAAAUAUUUAAUUAAACUCACAUACUGUUAUUGAAUUUGAGAGAACUAUCACUUUCUAAAAUUUCAAUAAAAUUACAAUACAAGAUGCUUAAUUCAAUCCAUAAAAUAAUAAUAAAUUAAAAUAAAUAAUAUUUCUUAGUAGACUACCAUAAAUAAUUAUUUUGAAAUCAAUUAAGUAUUAGUAACUAAAUUUAGAAAAUGAUUAAUCUAGAUUCAUUUUUUAUGAUGUUAAGAAACUAGAUUUAACAGAUUUCUAAAUUAUAGAUCUUAUUUAAAAUACCAUAAAUACAUUCAUUUAUAUUGCAGAUACUACUUAUGAUAAAUAAAUAACAUUUUCAUCUUUUAAAAUUCUUAAUUCAAUUCUUCAAAAUUAAGUAACUCUCUUUUUUAAUGUUAAUAAAAAUGAUAUCAUUUCAAUUACAGAUGGAGUUAUUCAAGCAAAUUUUUCUAAUUCAACUUUAAUAGAUACAUCAAUAUCUCAAUAAUUUGGAUCUUUUGAUAUGAGCAAGAUUGAAUUUUAAAUAGAUGUACUAAAUUGUUUAAACUUCUUAAAUCUUUACCUUUUUAAAAAAGUGACAAUUUCUGGAAUAUAGUUUCAUACUUCCUUUAUUGAAAGUUCAACUCUUAUUAUUUUGAAUAAUAAUAAUUAGAUUUAUGACUUCGUUAUUAAAGAUUGUAAAUUUAGAGAAAAAAGCUCUGGAAUUUUAAAUUCCAAUUCACUCUAAUUAGAAUACUUACAAAUAGAAUUAUUCAAUCUAAUAAUACAGGAGAAUGAAUAUCAUUAAACAACCAAAUUACUAUUGCUUGAUAAAUACAACAAUGUUAAUUCAAAAGUAAUGAUUUAAAAUAUUUAAAUCUCAAAUAAUUAUGUUUAAUCAAUCAGCCAAGAUUUUAAAUUAAAUACUUAAAGUUCUUGUAUAAUCUAUAUAUCUAUAGAUUAGAUUCUAAUUUCAGAACUCAAUAUAAUAAGAGGAAUUGGAUUGAUUGAUUUCAGUAUAGUUGAAGCUAAAUAGUUAAAAAUAACCAGUAGUAAGAUCACUUAAGGAGAUGAAUAUAAAUUUUUAGGACUUCAUUAAUAUCUAGACUGUUAAUUACAAUAAGUGAAAGGUGAAUAUUAUUUACAAUCUCUAUUUAUUACUUCAGUUCUUAAUUUUGAAAUAGUAGAUAUGUAAAUUGUAUAGACUUAAUCAUAUAAUUCACCAAUUAUAUACUAUAAAUCAGCUGACAAAGGAAAGCAACAAUAAUUAGAAACUAUACUAUUAAAUAAUAUAAUAGUUGAAUCAAAUCUAUUACUAUUAUCUAAUUCAUAAUACUAAACUGCAAUAAUCUUUAUAGAUUCAGUUCAAUAAACCAAUAUAGAUUUAUAUAAUAUAACUUUUUCAGGUAAUAUUUUGCAUGAAUAUGUUUAAAAUAAUCUCUAAAUUUCUUCCUUACUCUUAAAUUUAAAUUGUAUUUUAGGUGUUAUUACUAUUAAAAAUUCUAAUUUCCUUUAAAAUACAGUUUACAAUAGCACUGAUAAUUUAAUCUAUAUUAAAAGUCAGACAUUGAUAUUAUAGAAUUGUACUUUUUUUUAGAAUGGUUAUUUUAACUAUUAAUUAAUUUAAUUUUAUUUAUUAUGGGGAUUCUUUGAAUAAGAAAAAGUAUCGAUUGAACAACUGAACUAAAUUUUCAAAGUUAAAUCUACCUCGGGAGUUGCAUAAUUAUUAAUUGAAAAUCUUCAAAUUUAAUACUGUAAUUUUGAAUAAUCAGUAGGAUCUUCUGGUGGAGCAUUGUAAAUUAUGGCAUAAAAGAAUAGUCUUAUGACUAUUUAACAAACUUAAUUUAAAAAUAUAUCAACUACAUUUUCACAAGAGUUUGGAUUUGGAGGAGUAAUAAAUUUAGAUAGCACUUCAGCAUAAUCUCUUCAAAUUACUUUUUAACAAAUAUUUAUAGAAAAUAUUGCAGCUAAGGAACAAGGAGGUUUUAUUUAUAUACUAUCUGAUUCUCCAAAAGUUAAUAUCACAUUAUAGAAUUUUUAAAUUAAAAAUGUAUAUGCUAAACUUGGAUCAAUAGUAUUUUUCACUUUUUCUUCUACUUCUUCAAAUUAAUAAUAUGUAAAUCUUAAUUAAUUUAUUAUUUAAAAUACAAAUGAAGGUUUUACAAAUUACUUAAAUUAAUAUACUAAAUUAUCUAAAACAGAACAAAUAGCAAUUACAAAUAGUAGAGCCUUAUUUUAUAUUGAUUCACCUAGUAAUAUAAUCAUUUUAAAUAUUGAAAUUGAUAAUUUAAUUUUAGAAUCUGUAUUAUCAAUAAAUAAUGCUUAAAUGGUUUCUAUUGAAAAAAUUAAAAUAUCAAAUAGUCUUAUAAGUAAUUUAAUUUUAAGAUUGCAUCCAAGUUAAUGUAAAAUUUAUUACUUACUUUAGAUCUACCUAAUAAUAUCCAGAUUAGUGGUCUUAUAAUAUCUAACAUUACUGUGGUAUUAUAGUUAAAGAACUAUAAUUGUUUGUAAUAAGAUGAUAAAGAUUACUCUGUAUAUUUUAAAUGUAUUCAAAAUGCCUAAAAUAAAUAAGCACCUUUAAAUUUAUUUUCAUAAUAUAUUAAUUAAUAACUUAAUUAUGGAGAAUGCCUGUUAUCCUCAAUCAAAUAAUAAAAUGGAAAAGAAAGUAAUUUAAUGAUUGAAAAUACAGAAUCAGGAUUAUUAUAAUUUUUAGAUCUUACAGGAUAAAGUUAAAUAAAGUUGAAUAAUCUAGUUUUUUCAUAAAUUAAUUGUAAUUUCUGUUAGAAUGGAUUAUUAUAUUAUUCCUUUUUGAAAAUUGAAAAUCUCUUAAUGAAAUAAUAUAUUUCGAAACUCAAAAUUACUAAUUCUUCAUGUGGAGUUUAUGGAUGUUUUUAUAUUAAAAAAGAAAAUUCUUUAAUUAAUCGAAGAGCUCUUGCAAAUUAAGAGAAAUAUUUAUAAUCUCUUAAUUUGGAAAUUUUUAUAGAUAAUUAUUUUUGUUAAUAUAAUCAAGCAUAAAAUGGAACUUGUUUAUUUGCUGAAAAUGUUAAAAUAUUGAUUUAAAAUUCAAUUUUUUAAUUUAAUAAUGCAUCUGGAAAAGGAGGAGCUAUGAUCAUUAAGAUGAAACAAGAUGUUUUAAUUACAAAUAGUUUAAUAUAACACAAUUCAGCCUAAAUAGGAGGAGGAAUUAAUUUAAUUGAUCAAUAAGAUAUGGAUUAUUUUAAACUUUCAACUAUUAUUGAUAAUAACAAAGCUGAUUUUUUUGGAAAUGAUAAGGUUUCAUUACCUUAAAAAUUAACGAUUACAUUAGAUGACGAAAGUUCUUAUUUAUAAACAAUAACAAUAUAAGAAACAUAAGAAUUAUUAAUUUAAUAAGUAAUAGUUUCAUCUAGUAAAUUAAUUAAAUAAUAGUAUAUUUUAUUGCCAAGUGGUUAAAAGAUUUCGCUAUAUGAAUAAUUCAAUAAAAUAAAUAAAACAUAUUCUUCUUUCAAUUAAAAGUUUAGAGUGAUUGCUUUGAGUAAGGAUAAUAGUGUGAUGAAAAAUCUAUAAAAUUCAUUUUGUGAAAUUGAUAGUAGAAUUUUAAAUAGUUCAGUUUUAAAUGAUGAUAAUAUAUUUAGUAAUAAUUUUACUAAUCUUAAAAAUAUCAGUUUUAAUAACUAAACUUAAGAUUAUAAUUUAGAUGAACUGAUUGUAAAUUUUGAUAAUGCUUUGCCUACUGAAAUUGUAUUAUAAUUACAGUUUCGAUGCAAUUCAAUAUUUAUUCCAAUUUAUAAUAAAAAAUAUCCAUAUAACUUAAUAAAUACACAUUCUAAUUAUAAAUUAAGAGUUAAUAUAAAGACUUUAAGUUGUUAAUAUGGAGAGAUUAAAAAUAAUACUGAUUAUUCAUGUAUUCCUUGCAAUAGUGAUUAAGGUCUAUUCUCAUUAAAUUUAAAUUCUGAAAAAUGUGAAUUAAAAGAUGAUGUAUCAACAACAAAUGUUUAACCAGCAUUAUUAAAUUUAAAAUUUGGAUAUUGGAGACCAUAUUUUUAAAGUAAUAUAGUUAGUUAUUGUCUGAAUUUACCUGAAAAUUGUUUAGGUGGAUGGGAAGAAGGUGAUAAUUCUUGUUUUUUAGGACAUAUUGGAGCAUUAUGUGAAUAAUGUGAUUUAUAUAAUAUAAGAGGAGAUGGAUAUUAUUCUGUAAGUUCAACAUAUUCUUGUGGAUCAUGUUUAGAAAAAGAAAAAAAUGCAUUAAUUAUAACUUUUAUAAGUAUUUGGUAAUGUUUAUUAUUAAUAUUUUAGGACUUUAAUAUCAAUAUUGAUUUCAGUUCAAAGUACUUUAAAAGCUAUUGAAGAAUUUGUGAGAAUUAUCAAUAUUAUGAUGUUAGGAUUAGCAGUAAUAUAAAAUUCUAAUCAAUCUGCUAUUUUGAUAAAGAUGUUAACUAAUUACUUAUAGAUUAUUUCAUCAAUAUCUACAUUUUAAUUGAAACUACCUAUUGGACUAUAAAGUACAAUAAAUGCAGUUGGAUCUCCAAUUUAGGCAAUGACUUAUUCAUUGGAUUGUUUUCUAUCUCAUGUUUUUUAAUUUGAAAUUUAAUAUGCUAGAAUGAUUUGGUAAGUUAUUAUGCCAUUUCUUUAUAUUACAUUCUUUUUAAUUUGUUAUUUACUGGCAGUUAAAUUAAAAAAUGUCACUUUUAAUAGAAGUGUUAUUACUACAACACUUAUUUAUAUGUACAUAUAUUUACAACCAAGUUUAAUUGGAGGAUUUGUUUAACUUGUAUCAUAUAGAGAGAUUUCAGGAUAUAAAUGGAUAUAAUCUAAUGUUUCUUAUAGAUUUGAUACUGCUAAUCAUGAAAAAUGGAUGCUUGAAUUAUGUUUACCUAUGUUAUUAUUACUUGCUGUUAUUAUUCCACUUUAUUUUUUUUAUGGUCUUUAUAGUAAUUCUAAUUAAUUAGAUGAUAAAAAAGUUAGACUUUAAUGGGGUUAUUUAUAUAAUGAAUACACUAAAACUGCUUAUUUUUGGGAAGUUAUCAAAAUAGCUUAGAAAGAAUUAAUGAUUAUUUUUUUAACUUAUUAUGAUGAUAAUGUUAUAAUUAAAGCAACAAUUAUAUCACUUAUUAUUGGAAUGUAUUUGGAAUUAAGUUUAAAAUAUAAACCUUAUAAUCUAAAUAAUCUUAAUAAAUUAGAUUAUUAUUCUACAAAUGUUUGUUUAGCUUCAAUUGCUUUGGCUAUUGGUAUUUAUGUAUCAGAUUAAUCUAAUACAUAAGAAAUACAAAUUCCUUAUGUUAUUAUUAUAUCUGUUUUGAAUCUUAAUAUGUUAUAUACUUUAAUAUCUAAGAUUUUAAUUGAAUAUUUGAAAGAAAAAAGUAGUAAUUUUGCUGAAAAAUUUGAUAAGCUUCGUGAUUCAAUUAGAAACUUAUUCCCAUUUCUAUAUUAAAUUCCUAUUAUGAAGAGAGUAUUAACAAAUCGUCAUGAAUAACGUGAACGAGUUGCUAAAUUAUACCAUAAAUUAAAAUAAUUUUUAAUUCCAUAAGCUAAAGAAAUUAUAGCCUUUAAAAAUUAUUAAUGGUAAAUUGCCAUGGAAAGAUAAAUGGAACAAAAUAUUGAUACAAUACCUUUGAGUCUAAGAAGUCCAGCCUAAGCCAAAGAAAGAUAAUAAUUUAUUCGAAAAUCUAUAAGAGAAAGUUCUUAAAGUUUUUCUAGAAAUACGAUCACUGCAUUUGUUUUAGAAAAAAUGUAAAUUUAAUAAUCAUAUGAAAAAUUAUAGGAAAUAAAAAAGAGUGGAUGAAAUGGCUGAAAUUUUCGAAGUUAAAAAAUAAAAAUCCUCUAGAGUUACUCCAAUUGCGUAAAGUGAAAAAUAUAUCAAAGAACUUCAAGAAGAAUGA